AUGCAUAGAACCGCAUACCAUGAUGUCAUGCCAAAAACACUUUAUUAUAGAACAGAUGGGUCUGGGCGUGACACAUAUAUUGCAUAUGACAAUGGAGGAGUCUUUCAAUCUACUGCGAAAUUCCCUUCAAGUCAGACAGCGAAAUCAGUAAUUAGACCAAGAAGCUCAUACUCAAGACCUUCAGCGAAGUCGUUAAGAUAUGCUCCAGAUGGCUCUGGAAGAGAUAGCUAUAUUAAGUGUGGGGACGGAGGUCUCCAUGCCUCAAGUACACCUAAAGAGGGGUUAAGAGUAUUUAAUAAUUAUUUCUACAACAAAAAAAAUUGAAUUUAACUUCAUAAGAAUACCAAUUUUUAAUAUUUUGAUUUUUUGUCUACCCCUUUUAAUUUGUUCCUUAUUGGAUUAAAAAUUUUAAAUUUUAAAGAAUCUCUAUUUUUUAGAUUAUUGAGUUUUUUAAGCCCAUGCUAAUGACUAAAGCACUUCGGAUGGUUGAUUCCAUAGCUUCUUGUCGUCUCAAAGCCUCUGAAAACAGGCUUAUUAGGCACAUCUUCCCAAGCUUUUGAUAACUAAUAUAUUUUUAUAUAUAUAAAAAUUUGCAUGAUAUAAAAAAUCAUUCGAUCAAGAAUGGGGUUAAUUUUCCCAAAUUUUAGGAAUUUUUAUAGUCAAUCGUUCGAUCAAGGAUGGGGGGGAGUAAAGAUUUUUUUAUCAACUUUUCGGGAAAGUUUAAGAACCAAUGAUUGUUUUUUGACGAGGACAAUUUCGGACCCAUUUUCGUGGGCUCAGCUAACUUGGAGGGAUAAUAGGACUAGAAGUAUUAGUAGAGAAAAGAAAAGACGAGUCCAAGAUUGCGUUAAUAGGCUUUAUUAUAACAAAAGAAGCCACUAA
This is a messenger RNA of Blepharisma stoltei, 882 nucleotides long. NCBI's taxonomy places the organism in Eukaryota, Ciliophora, Heterotrichea, Heterotrichida, Blepharismidae. The record is from the annotation of a GenBank genome assembly.